UUUGUUACAGGGACUGCUGACCUUCAGGGAUGUGGCCAUAGAAUUCUCCGAGGAGGAGUGGGGACGCCUGACCCACACUCAGCGGCAACUGUACAGGGACAUGAUGUUAGAGAACUAUGGACAUCUCCAUUUCUUGGGUCUCCUCCUGUCAAAGCCAGACCUGAUCAUGUUUUUGGAACAAGAAAAGCAGCUCUGGGAUGUGAAGAGAAAGGAGUCCAGAGGCUUCCAUCCAGCUCUAUCUUCACAUGAGACUCAGAGUUUUCUGCUAAAGCGGAGCACAGAAGGUUCUUUCCAGAAAGUGUCAGUGCACAGAUACAAACAUAGUGCUGUUGAGAUUUUACACUUACGCACAGACUAGGACAGUGAUGGGGAGAGUGAAGGGCAUCAGAGAAAUCCCGGACGAUACACGCAAACCAAGGCAAUUGCCCUUAAUGAGAAUCUCACUGCCCCAAAUGGUGAAGGAAAUAAAGUGCUGUGGAAAACCUCGCUUUUUAAGUCAACUGUUUCUGCAGAGCAG
Messenger RNA from Neogale vison (American mink), 517 nucleotides. RefSeq names its product putative protein ZNF720. Gene Ontology annotation, biological process: regulation of DNA-templated transcription. The record is from RefSeq and is a predicted model, not a curated record. NCBI's taxonomy places the organism in Eukaryota, Metazoa, Chordata, Mammalia, Carnivora, Mustelidae. The transcript has 3 exons. Bases 101 to 358 code for a protein of 85 amino acids.